CCGCUGCCUCCUCGCAUGCACCGUCGCCACCUUUGAACACGUUUCAAUUACCAGCGAAUACGGACGACGGUUGCAACAAUGCUAAGAGUUACUACGACAAUCUGCUCAACACAUAUAUUUCGCCUGGAGACAGGUUUUGGCAUCUCGGACAAUUGAUCACGAAAGGUGAUUCCGUUCUUGUAAUAGAUGCUUCUUCCGGGAGGGAUGAGAAUUCAAAUGAAUCGGAUGUUGAAGUGUUGAAAAAAGUAGAGAACGAGAGAAGUUGCAUUAACGAGACCUCAAUUUUUAAUGGUCGUCACUCUCCGUUGGUUGUCGUGCAGAAACCAGAUGGUUCGAAGACACGUAUAAAUAAGAAUCUUCUGGGAGAAGGGAAAAUUCAAAUACAUCUUAAGGCAUCAUAA
Paraglomus occultum is the source of this 401-nucleotide messenger RNA. The record is from the annotation of a GenBank genome assembly. NCBI's taxonomy places the organism in Eukaryota, Fungi, Glomeromycota, Glomeromycetes, Paraglomerales, Paraglomeraceae.